GGUGGUUAUUUCUCUCAAGUUCGUAACACUAAGAAAUCAUCUCAGCGUUUACGUGAAGCACUAGUUGAUUCUAAUCUCUGUCUCCCACUGUGUCUACUGACAGCUCAACAAAGAGACUAUUCCAAGGACUUAUCGACACAAUUAUCCAGUGUUAAAAAGGUACAGGUCGAUAUUUUAGCUAUAAGAUUCGAGAAUCAUGUUAACACUGAUUCUGAUCACAUUGAUUCUGAUCACACUGAUCUGAUCAUAGUCCUUAACGUCUUAGUUCAAAUGCAUUCAGUUUGUGAGCCACGUCAUCCAUUGCAAAGAACAAUUGCAAGUACCAUUACAGCUGUAUGGCAAUUCAAACCUCUACUAAUCGAGGCGGCCAUUUUGAAUACAUUAAAUGGAUUAAUUAAUACAGUGGGUGUGGCUAGUGAACUAAUUGAUUACGUCCAGUCAUUAAUGGAGUACUAUCCUCCUGGGGGGAGGGUACUCCAUAUUGCUCUGCCACAAGUUAUUAAUUGGCUAACCUUGUCAUUUAAAGAAUACUGGAAAUCUUUUUUAAAGUCGAUUGAAUUUCAAAAUCUUCUAUUUUCACUUUCUAAAGUUUUACUUAACAUUCUUCAUUUUUGUAACCGUCUACUAGUGGCUCUAAUCCAGUCGUGUGACUCUGGAUCGUGUGACCUUGAUGACAUCAUCAUUACAUCAUCAAAGAACCUAAUGGUACGCCCAAGUGAAAUCAACUGGUCGAAUGCGAGGGACACUGGUCAACUGGUAGAACAACUUAAAGAAAUACAAAUAUUGACAGAUAAUAUCCUGCAAGAAACAAGUAUUCAAAUUUCAAGAGACACUCGUAUUUCGGUUGCCAUGGUCUCCAUUGUUGUCACAGCAACCCUCUCUCCUUCUCUUCAACCCGUUCUCCCUCCACUAGCAAAGAAGUGGCUCACAAAAGGAGAUUACUCCUAUCCUCCAUUAAGCAGACUAGCACUAGUCCAUGGGCUGUUGGCUAAGUCGUCAGGAAAAGAUUU
Molecule: messenger RNA, 1010 nt
Organism: Amphimedon queenslandica
Lineage: Eukaryota; Metazoa; Porifera; Demospongiae; Haplosclerida; Niphatidae
Exons: 7
Source: RefSeq, a predicted model, not a curated record